AUGAUAUCCGAUGUAGUUCCUGUUCUGCUAUUGAUGCUUUUCGUCACAUGUAUGGCAUCACACGUGUUUGAUUGGCUUAAACCAGAUAAGUUUGAUGACUUGGACGACAAGAUGGUUGCAGUCCACCAAGAUAACUGUAGAUCCAAAGCGAAAUCCGACAUGCUGUUUCCUGUGGAUACAAUUUCUCAAAUCCCCAAAUUCAAUAAAUUGAAGCACCGUAUUUUCUACAAAAACCGAACAAGUUUACUUCAUCUCCAUAAUAUGGCAUUAAAUAGAGCUUUCUUCUACAGUUAUAUUCUGCAGAAGAUGAACACAUCUGACUCCUUUCCUAUCCAACCCAACAUCCACUAUCUUUACAUGUCUGUAACCGCUGAUGUCAAUGCCAACCCUGCUGGUAUAAAUGGAAGUGCCUUAUACUUUGACAACAACUGUUACUAUCCUAACUGGUUCACAGAGCGCGACUUCAACACGACAAUCCCACUAUUUGGACCAAAAGCCUGGCGCUGGGACGAUACGGAGGACCAGGACAACUUCCUCCGUGAACCAACGCGGAAGGUGGCAUUUGUAGACGAUGUCGGCACUGGACCAGGGAAAAAUUACACAAGUGCGUCAUUCAAAAUGAACCCGUGGUAUGAAUUCUGGCUGCCGGAUAAUGACGCUUUCUUGGAUUCUGCGAAAAAAUUCACUUACGGGACCGGCAUUAAGUAUUCUAAUGAGACAGGAAAAUUUAUACAUAAAGAAUUUGAGCUUUUCAAUUUCUUUGGUCCCAACUCCCCAGGACAGGAAGUAGAUGACGACACCCUUCUUCCGGUACGGUUCACACGCCCUUACUUUGACUGUAACAAGUCCAAUAAGUGGGUAGCAAGUGCCGUUUCCCCAAUUGUUGACUACAUGCCAAGAUAUCUGAACUGGACGCACAUGCGUAGACCUCGGUUUGUUGGAGUAAUCGUGAUGGACAUUGAUUUCAAGGAGAUAGAUUUCAAUCCGUGUGCAGUAGGUAUAGGGAACCCAGGCCCCAGCUACUUGGCAGGGAUAGCUAAAUGUAGAGAUUCCACCAGGUGUAAACACCGAUCAGGGCUAGGAUUUCGACGUGACAGCUACACCUGUUCCUGUAGGUCGGGAUUCUAUUUGCCCCACUUCUUCGAGCGGAAUUACAAGGGACGUAAUGUGGAGCAGGCAACUUAUGACGAGUACAUGUCUGGAUUUACAUGCAUCCGUACUCAGUAUCUGCAUGUGCUACCUAUUGGUGUGGAGUCCACGCGACUUAUGACAUCGGAAGAAUCUAAAGUUAUAAGUACAAACACGACAUCUUAUAAACAAGGACAGAUGGGAAGCAGAAGAAGGCGAUCUGCUGUCCAUAUGCAGUUUAAACAAUCCGCCUAUGAUAAGAUGAUGUCAAUAUUCCGACAAAUAAAGAUGGUUACCUCUGUGAACUGUAUGACUCUAUCAGAAAGUUCUUUGCAUCUUUCUGGAGAUGUGGCGUAUGGCGUGGACACACAGUUUGAAUCUCAGGGAAGAACUGCUCUACGUUUAGCACAUUUUCUCAAUAAUUUUCAUCAAAACAUAAACCCGUAUGAAAAAUUUGGAUGGAUGAGAGGAGGGGGAAGAUUACACCAGGAGCACAUUUUUGGCGAAGUGCUCGCGAACGUUAUGGCUGACCAUAAAAUUUUGUCAAGUGGAGUGUAUUAUGAACCUUAUGUAUUUGAAAAUAUGGACGGCUCUAAGAGGAAAUUUUUCGGACCAUUUGCUUUCCAGAAGAAAGGAGUAAGCUACGCAAUCGACACAGCUGGUUUAAGGAGACCUUACGUGGACGAGCAAUGGUACAGACGUGCAAGGGAACGCUGGAGCACAAACACUGCUUCUCUUAAGACUUACAAAAUGAGGUCGAUGAUGAGAUCAGAUCAAGAGGGAAGUAGUUCGGUCAAAUUUGAAUAUUUCCCAGUUUCAUAUCAAGCACCUGACUACUCUGACGGAAUCUGGAUCGGGCCGACGUUUAGAUGCGAUGGAAACAUUGACGACUGGGUUAUGACUUACAUAUCACCAUUUUUUAGAAUAGAGCGUCCAUUCCAAAUGCUACGGUUCUCUGGUGUGGUGACUGUUGAUGUACCAUUGAAUCUUCUGGAAAUAAACCAAUGUCCACAACCAUUUUAUAUCGCCAACGCUUUCAAGAACACAGCCAAGUGUCACAUCCAGUCUACCAAGUGCCGUGCAAUACCUGGUUAUGGUAUGACAAGGGGAGCAUAUCGCUGCGACUGUCGGGCGGGGUUUGAAUACCCAUUUAAGGACCAGAAGAGAUGGUAUGAGGGUUACCUUUUAGACAGAGAGUAUGAGAAGAAACAACAAGGGAUAUAUAGUCGGUUUGACACCCUCUCAUGUCGGGUCUCUUCAGGACGAUCUUUGAUUCCAUAUCCGCUGUCACUCAUUAUCGCUUUUCAUGUCAUCAAACUUCUCGUCUUCGGUACAGGAGCAGAUCUUCAUAAUUAG
This is a messenger RNA of Ylistrum balloti, 2484 nucleotides long. RefSeq lists its product as uncharacterized. The record is from RefSeq and is a predicted model, not a curated record. The coding region runs from base 1 to 2484 and encodes 827 amino acids. The transcript has 7 exons. Lineage: Eukaryota; Metazoa; Mollusca; Bivalvia; Pectinida; Pectinidae.